Molecule: messenger RNA, 11397 nt
Organism: Seriola aureovittata
Lineage: Eukaryota; Metazoa; Chordata; Actinopteri; Carangiformes; Carangidae
Gene: adcy9a
Product: adenylate cyclase 9
Exons: 11
Coding region: 2242-6681 (1479 amino acids)
Biological process (GO): cyclic nucleotide biosynthetic process; intracellular signal transduction; adenylate cyclase-activating G protein-coupled receptor signaling pathway
Molecular function (GO): adenylate cyclase activity
Source: RefSeq, a predicted model, not a curated record
CCAACCCGCACCGCCACAACAGCUGGGGGAGGAUUUCCGACCCAGUCACAGCGAAGAUGGUGGCAGCCACAGGAGUGGAGAUAGUACGCUCGCCCGGAUAAGACGGAAAAGCAGCCACAAACUCCCGCUGUAGGUCUGUUUUUAUUUAGCCCCCAACUCCAGCAGAGAGAUAUAUCAAGGAGGAAAAAGGGUGGCAACCAGCGGCGGACGGAAGAGGACGCACCACAGCCAGAGCGCACAGUGUUGUGUUUGUUGGACACAUGCAUGCCAGCGAAAACUAGAGCUAUCCAGACCUAAGGAAUUGGUAGAGAUAAGGAAACAUUGCUUUGGUGGGGGCGGUUUUUGAUAAUCCUACCGAGGACACAUCCAAAGGGGGUUCCUUUAUUGCUCUGGGGAUUUUCUACUUCUUUGCUCCGGGGGGAAUGCGAGGGGAGGAAAUCCAGCCUCAGCUCCAAAUAACCAGAGACUCCUAACUGGGUCUCCUCUCCAAACGCAGGAAAUACGGCCUGGGAAAAAAGUUUAGGAGCUUUUGGAAGCGAGAGGGGGCCUAUCGCUGACGUUUUGCACGCGUUUUACGACUUGAUUUUUAAGUAUUACUUUUUUUUGUAUCAAGCGCUCCUGAUAUUCCACAGAAUAAGUUUAAGAAAAGCAUUUAAAUGUUACACACCGUUGGUGUUGUUAUUGCAAGAGUUUUGAUCAUCACUAUUUAUAGACCAGCCUGUUCCGACCGAGGCUGUUCCUCAUAGCUGUAUGUUUUGCCAACUGCGCGCAACAAGUUGCAGACACUCCCAGCAGAGGCAAACCUACGCUAAUUUGGGCCAGCGGAUGGUAUUUUCUGCGCUUCUCUUUUCGGAUUACGCCUCUUUGAAUAGCGCAUACCCCUCCCCGACCCCCUCUUUGGAAGGCAGAGGGGGAAUAAACGGUGGAGAUCCGGAGAGGGAGUUCAGGAAAGGACGGGGCUGGAUCCGUGGGAAUAGGCCUGCCUGUCAGGCCUCUUAUGAUCUGAUUCUUGGACUGGACAGGGCUCCAAAAUAACUCAGCUUGGAAUAUUUGCAAGGGCCCGCUGGAAUAAAGAUGGAAGGAGAAUGUAUGAGAAUAAACAAUGUAAAUCCUUAGGACACUGAGCAAUACAUGAGAAGGGAUGUAGAGGAAGGUAAAGUCUCCUUAAUUACAGAUCACCCACUUUGUUUUCUUAAUUAACAGUUUAGUCACAUUGUGGGUUGGCAUUACUUUGUGUAAAAUAUUCACAGCAUAUAAAAUCAAUGUAAAACGAGAAUGUUUCUUUUUUUAAGAGAGGGCAGAUUAAUACUUUUUUGACAAUAUUUUUAAUGUAGUUUUGAUGCUUUACGACUUUAUGAUGUCCACACAUUUUUAUUUCAGCAAUAGCUGUCCAUAAGGACAAGACUUUGGGUGUGUUUUAGUUUUUAAAAAGGGAAAGGACGCAUAAACUGACCAUUUGUCACGCAUGUUGUGGAGAUAAGAGGGACGGUGUAACUUUUGUAGCCAUUUGCUGUGCACAACACCAACUGUUGACAGCCUAUAGCUUAUCUGUAUCUGCUCAUACAAUGAAGCCCUGGACCUGAACGCUGUUUUUUCCACGCAGACAUAAUUAUUUCGGAAUGAAGAGAAAUCUGGGCAUUCUUCCUUAAGCUGUCUGACUCUGUCAUGUCAGCAGUAUCGAAAUAUUGCGCACAUCCAGAAGAGGUAAUUUCCAGUCAUGUAACGUCAGGACUGACUUGAUGAAGGCAUAAAAAACCGUUGCAUCACUAACCAGUCCUUUCCGAGAAGGAUGUUCAAUUCAGGAGGCAGAAAGAGUGAUGACAGUGUUUUUACCGCAGCUGGAGAGAAAGCCGGGCUCAAACCCAGAGCCUCUUUGGAGAAGGAUACAUGUAAUGUGAGUACUGACGCAAACCCGGGGUCGGAUAAUGAACUGCUCAAGAAACUGGAACGGCGCGUCUUGUGUGAGUGAGUGUGCAGGCUGCUGUGUGCGUAGCAAAGACGUCUGUGCCGUGCUCACCAUUCAUGCAGUGUGAUUAUUCCAACAAACACCUUUGCUCUCGCUCCCCCUCUCUGUCUGCCUGCCCGUCACUCUCACCGCAGCCCUCUCCCCCCUCUCCGUGCCACAUGUGCACACACGGCGCCCACGCACCGCGUGUAAUUGCCUGAGCGCCAUCAGAAGAUAUUAUAUUAAUAUUUAACACCUCUCCCGCACCCCCUCGUUUCCGCGUCACACCAGUCAAUAUGGCCACUCUGCAACAUCACCGGCAGCUUCUCAUGCAUGGCACGGAAGUGAGCUGCGACUCCAGCGGGGAUGGCGCCGUCACCGUGCGGAUAACCAACAGCGCGCCACACGUGCAUCAACAUGAGCCACUGAGGGCUGCCAACAGUGGAGCAGGAGCAGCUGGAAGCUAUGGGGCUGUGAGUAAAACGAACCCUAACCUCCACAAAUACAGUAUCUCUUCCAGCUGCAGCUCGGCAGACUCCAGACCAGCCGUGACCUCCACCUCCAGGGUGCAAAGGAAGGCGCCACCGUUGUUCGAACGCUCUGCUGCGCAAUGCUGGGACCCCAAGUUUGACUCCCCCAUCCUGGAAGAGGCAUGCCAAGAGAGGUGCUUUCCUCAGACACAGCGGCGCUUCCGUUAUGUCCUGUUCUACCUUGCAGUGGCGGCUGUACUCUGGGGGGUGUACUUUGGGGUCAACAGUGAUCGCUGCAACCCCAUGACCUUCCUAGCCCCCACAGCCUCCUUUUUGGUCCUCUUAGUCCUCCUGUUUUUAUUCACCUUCACUCAGCCUUACACACGGCUGUACAACCAAACCUCCUUGUUCCUGAUAGCGGUCACCUUUGCCAUAACCUUAGCUCCACAGAUUCAGACUGCUGGUUACACUGAGCUGGAGCGGGCUGGUGGAGGGAAUGCCUCAUAUCUCUCACCAGAUGAUUUACCACCUUCAACCCGUUGCAUCUCCCCUGUAGGCACCUUUUCCCUGUGUAUGGAGGUUCUGCUACUGCUAUACAGUGUCCUCCAUGUCCGUUUGUAUGCCUCAGUGAUGCUGGGACUCCUCUAUUCUAUAUUAUUUGAGUUAUUAGGAUGGCUACCAUUGCUUCACAGGAGUUAUGACACUACGGGAUGGGAAACAGAGUUAAAGGGUUCAGCUUCUGAUUGGGAAGGAGACCCACUCCGCUGGCUGGGCCCAGCCAAGGCUCUGCUCCACUUGUGUGCCCAUGUCAUUGGCAUCCACCUGUUCAUCAUGUCGGAGGUGCGUUCCCGCAGCACCUUCCUCAAAGUGGGCCAGGCUAUCAUGCAUGGCAAAGACUUAGAAGUGGAGAAGGCCUUGAAGGAACGCAUGAUCCACUCAGUCAUGCCACGGCGAGUCGCAGACGAGCUGAUGAAGCAGGGUGACGAUGAGGGCGGUGGUGAGAACUCUGGCAAGCGUUAUUCCUCUGGUGCUUGCUCUGCCUCGGCUGUCUCAGUGGGUGGUGGGGGAGGUGGUGGAGCUUCACAAGCCCAAAGUGCCAUUAACCCCAAAAAUCACCCUCACAACAAUCACAAACGCAAGAAGACCUCCAUCCCCCGUGGACAGAUAAUAUUCAGGCCCUUCAACAUGAAACGCAUGGAGCCUGUCAGCAUCCUCUUUGCAGACAUUGUGGGUUUCACCAAAAUGUCUGCCAAUAAGUCAGCACCAGCCUUAGUGGGGCUUCUCAAUGACCUGUUUGGACGUUUUGACCGGCUCUGUGAACUAACUUGUUGUGAGAAGAUCAGCACUCUGGGAGAUUGCUAUUACUGCGUAGCAGGGUGCCCUGAGCCCAGACCGGACCACGCCUACUGCUGUGUAGAGAUGGGCCUAGGCAUGAUCCAGGCCAUCGAGCAGUUCUGUCAGGAGACAUGUGAGACUGUCAGCAUGCGUGUUGGUGUCCAUACGGGCACCGUCCUGUGUGGGAUCCUGGGAAUGAAGCGCUUCAAGUUCGAUGUGUGGUCAAAUGAUGUCAAUCUGGCUAACUUGAUGGAGCAGCUGGGUGUGGCAGGAAAGGUCCACCUGUCAGAAGCCACUGCCCGAUUCCUGGAUGACCGUUACCAGAGGGAGGAUGGUCGGGUGGCAGAGAGAGCUGGGCAGAGUGUGGUGGAGAAACUAAAAGGGCUGAGGACCUACCUGAUCUCAGGGAAGAAGGUGGAGCACGAUGUGCAGUGUGGCUGUUCUCAGGUGGGACUGCCAGGUGGGGAUUUUGUGGGAGUCGGCCUGUCUUCCUGUCCUCAACCCCACACACCAGACCUCAUUCCCGGAGGAGCGCAGGCUGCAGAGCCCCUGCUGCCCCAUCAACCAUCAGACAGGAUCGGGCCUCCCUGUGUGUCCCGUGGUGUGGUGUUGUCUGCAGGAGCAGAGCAGGGUGAUGAUGUGGCUGUGUUGAAUGGCUGCCAGGAAGAGCACAAAACUAGCAGUGCAAAGUUCAUCCCAGGUCACAGCCCCAGGGCAGCCAACGGCCUCCUGAGUCCCCCAAUGGAAGACCCAGUGCGGGCAAGCCAGAGCUCCCUGUGUGACAUGCUCCAGGAGAAAGAGAAGAAGACUAGCACUAGUACAGGGACUGGCACCAGUCUAGGCAUGACUGGUGGCACAGGGACAGCGGGUCCCGGUAUGGACCAUUCCGCCCUGAUCCAGCUGCGUGCCAAGAACUUCAGAGAAAAGAGCGACGCCCAUUUUGUGGAUGUUAUCAGGGAGGACAGUCUGAUGAAGGAUUACUUUUUUAAGCCACCAAUCAACAAGAUCAGCCUCAAUUUCCUAGAGAGACCUCUGGAAAAGGCCUAUCGCAGCAGCUACAAGGAGGAGGUGAAAAACCAGGCUCAGGUGCAGACAUUUGCGAGCUCCACCUUCAGUUCCUUCCUGGAUGUUCUUCUCAGCUGUUUUGUCUUCCUGGCUUUGACCCUGGCCUGCUUCCUUCCACCUCUCGUGAGCCCAGUCACCGUGGGCCAUCCAGCUCCUGCUGCCCUGGCCCUGGCCCCCUUAGCUGGUCUUUUGGAGCUGGCCUCUCUGGUGCUGUCCAUACGUAUGGCCUUCUAUUUGGAGGAGGUGAUGAACUGUACUCGCUCCCUGCUCCUGGUGGUCUCUGGAUGGAUUCCCCGUCAUGUGAUUGGGGCUGUGUUGGUUUCCCUCCCUGCCAUCUCUGUCUUAUCCCACCUCACCUGCGGCGUCCACCUGCCCCUCCAGGUGACCAUGUUCCUGUGCUGUGCCACCAUCCUGGCCAUCAUCCAGUAUUGUAACUUCUGUCAGCUGAGUUUUUGGAUGCGCUCAGUCCUGGCCACUGCUACAGGGGUUGCUCUGUUACUGUUGCUGUACAGCCCCUUACACAGCUCCAGUAAUAACAGCUUGCCAGUUCAUGGACUGAACAUCUCCACAUCAGGUGAUAGUGAUUCAGAAUCGGGCCCCGAUCCUCCCCCUCGGCCUCUUGACCUUUUGGUCCCAGAGGCGGUCCUGGCCUUCUUUCUGCUUCUUCUUCUGGUCUGGUUCCUCAACCGUGAGUUCGAGGUGAGCUACCGUCUCCAUUACCAUGGCAACGUGGAGGCUGACAAACAUCGCUCCAAGAUCCAGACGAUGCGAGACCAGGCUGAGUGGUUACUGGGCAACAUCAUCCCCAUUCAUGUCGCUGACCAGCUCAAGGUUACCCAGAGCUAUUCCAAGAACCAUGACAGUGUGGGUGUGAUCUUUGCCAGUAUUGUAAACUUCAGUGAAUUCUAUGAAGAGAGCUACGAGGGUGGGAAAGAGUGCUACCGUGUCCUUAACGAGCUAAUUGGAGACUUUGACGAGCUCCUUCGCAAACAUGAAUUCAAAAGUGUAGAAAAAAUCAAGACAAUCGGUGCCACCUACAUGGCAGCGUCAGGACUGAAUGUCCGACAGCUGGCUGAGAAUGACGAUGACUCCCCGCAUGCUCACCUGAGGGCACUCUUCAACUUUGCUCUGGAGAUGAUGGGUGUCCUGGAUGAUUUCAACAAGAACAUGCUAGGUUUUGGUUUCAAGCUCCGUAUUGGAUUCAACCAUGGGCCCCUGACGGCGGGGGUGAUCGGCACUACUAAGCUUCUCUAUGACAUUUGGGGAGACACGGUCAACAUUGCCAGCCGCAUGGACUCCACUGGUGUGGAGUGCCGGGUGCAGGUGAGCGAGGAGAGCCACGCUGUUCUCAACGCCAUGGGUUUAGAGUUCGACUACAGAGGUACCGUGAAUGUUAAGGGCAAAGGUCAAAUGAGGACCUUUCUGUACCCCAAAAGUGGGGAAAGUGUAUGUCAAGAUCGCACGGAGCAGGCCAUCGGAGUCGGACCCUCGGCCAAUAAGACUUCAGGAUCUGUUGCCCAAGCAGCAGUUCCUCCUCCUUCUUCUACUCUUCCUUCCCUCUCUUUUUCCACACUCCCUCCUCAACCCCAAAGCGCUGUAAGGCCUUCAGGAGCAGGGCCUGGGUCUGUCCUAGUGAAGUCCACAGAGGUGAGGGAGGAAGGAUAUAGGGACGCUCCACACCUCCACAGGCAGUCCCCUGCCACAGACAUUCACACCCCUCCCUGCUCUGAACUAGGCCCAGAACCUAGUGCUGUACAAGUGGCCUCCCAGGUUCAGCCUGCUCCUCUCGCACUUCAAGAGGAGGAGGAUGAAGAGGAGGCCAAUGAGCUAACGCAACUCAACGAGGAGUUUUAUGCUCGUCUCUGAUCCCUCCUCUCCCCUUCCCCAGUCUUCUGUCCCCCUGCUGCCCCCCGCUGCUGCCUCUCCAGGACUGAUUGCAGGUGUGGGCAGGAUGUCCCUUCCAUUAGGCAAGUGUCUUCGGCAUGGAUCAAGAAGAGGGAGUUUGUCACUCCAACACAAACAGUGGCCACAGUGGCUAAUAAAAUGGCUACUAGAGUCUUUCAUGGGAAUGUUGCCUGAGUGCUGGGGUGGGUUGGACCUGUGUUGAGCACAGCAGUUUAUAAUGGAGAACAGGCUGAAAGAGGGUAAUAGGGAAAGGAAGAUUUGUUGGUGUUGUUGUUGAUGUUUUUCUUAUUCAUUUUUGUUAUUAAGUGCCUUCAGGACUAGAACAGUGAACAAACAAAUAUGAAUACUGAACAAAGUUUUAACAAUCUUAGACUACGGAACAUGCUGUGGUUUCUUACUCCAUGCUCUUAUUUUCAAUGCAAGCAUUUCUUUAAAAAAUCAUUAUUGUUGUGCCAUAUCAUUUGUUUUAACUUGAUCAAAGUCUUGACCUUACUUAAGGGAAAAUCAUUUUAGAUUCUAUAUAAGUGCCAGUGCAGCAUGAUGGGCUGAGCAGGGAACUGAGGGGAGAAUGAGGGAAUCACAUGAAGCAGUGUUAAUUUAUGUAUUCUGCUUUGACAUGAGGGCUUAAUACAUUAUUCAUUUGUGCUAGAGUCUCAGUAAAAGGGGACAUGCUACAAAGCAGGCUGCAUAGAUUUUAGUUUGAGUAGCAGCUAAAUGCACAUUUUAAGCACGGGUCUUGCACAGUGUUUUCUCGACCACUUGUAUUUGGUAGUUAUUACCGUGUGAAAGCUUUUAAGAGUUUAAACAAAGUUCUUGUCUUUCACAACAAGUACAAUCAAAAGCACAAAAUCAGAUAAGGGAAUACAGAUUUGGAAGAAAAGGUGGUUUUAAAAAGUGAGAUCAUCACAAAAGCAGGAAGGCACUUUAAAUAUACUUAAAGUGAUACUCUACAUUUGAGUAAGAAACACUCACCCCAUGUAGACCUGAAAGGUGGCUGGAAAAAUGUAGGUUUAUCCUAAAAAUGCAUAUGGUGACUGUGAUCAGCUUAGACUGAUGGUGAUUAUAUUGGAUUCUAUAGAAAUUUCUCAAACAAGUUGUGCACUAUAAUCCACUUUUCUGCUCCAGUGUCAGUCUGCUUUUUCAUUGGGUCGGAACCACUCUAUUGGAGCUUACUCACAUGCUACAUUGAAAGCUGUAAAGCUGUAUAACAAAGCAAACUGAAAUCUUUUUACACCCACCCUUAUGGGUUCAGGCUGACAGUAACUCUAAUUAUUGUUGUUGCCAAAAAAAUACCAUGAAGAUCAAAACAAAUAUGUGUAUAAAUGCAUCUCUCAUUACUCUCUGACUUUCCUCCCCUGUCUAUGGCUCUCUGCCCAAAUUUGAGCAUUUUUGGGGGGCAUUAUAUACUUUUUUUUAUUAUUAUUAUAGCAGACGAUAAAGUGAUAUGAGAGAGAGAGAGAGAGAGAGAGAGAGAGAGAGAGAGAGAGAGAGAGAGAGAGAGAGAGAGAGAGAGAGAGAGAGAGAGAGAGAGAGAGAGAGAGAGAGAGAGAGAGAGAGAGAGAGAGAGAGAGAGAGAGAGAGAGAGAGAGACACCCUGGAUACAUGAACUGGGGAUGUUGUGGUCUGCACCACCUUAACACAUAGGCCACCAGGACAGUAAAUAGAGUAUUUGUUGGGGACUAUUUUCAGUGGCAGUUUGGUGCAGAAUUGAGUAUUUAGGGCAACAGGACAGUGUAGGUGGGAUUAACUUAAAAUAAACAACAGAGUCCAUGUUUGUUCUAUGAGGGAACAUGUCACCCAGUCUGACAGUGGACAACAAUGCAGCUCUGUGGCACAGAAACAAGAUAUAUCAGGGUUUGGAUACUCAGACAAUACUUGUAAGUAGGAACAAUCCAUUGUUAAUUUUGUUCUUUUCAAGAGAUAAAAAUGCAGAAUAUCACCAGACUUAUCUUUUAAAACCUACAGUGGGGUGAGAGUUUGAUACCCAAAAGUUUUUGGAUGGAGUAGCACUUGAAGUGGGACUGUGAGGGACAAUCACUGUGUAGUUCUUGAUAAAUGAUAGGGUGGUCCACAUUGCUGUUGGUUAAAGCAAAAGCACAGAUCAUAUACCGUUUCUACAGUACUGUGUGGAAAGCUUUCUAUUCGUUGCCUUCAUUUGCUAGAAAAAAAAAACAAAAUAUUGGUCAGUCCAUCACUAGAUUUAUUCAAUAGUUCAGUAUUGUCUGCCUUUAGCUGUGUGAUUUGCUGUUGAAGGGGUGGGACUUUUAACUUUGAUCCUGUCACGGCCUCUUCACUGAGGGGAGCCUCUACUGUAUCAAUAUACUUAAAUUGUGCCACUUUAAUUGAGUGAUCUAUAGGUGCAGUGCAACCUAAACUAGCUGAUUGUUUUUGUGGUGCCUAAAAGUAUGACUGUAUUUUUUUGAGUACUUUGGUUUUCAGAAAGUUUUUUUAUCAUGCUGUUGUCAUAAUGAGGAUAGAUUAUGAUUGUAUGUUUGACAAAAUUAUGGUCGUUGUGCAGGUUUUGCUGCAUUUUUUUUUUGACAAAUUCCAUCAAUUUUUUUUUUUUUUUUUGCUCUUUUCCAUUUUUCUCAUCCUGUCAUUAACUGGCCGCCUGGAAUAAUGUGGUGGUGUUCCCAUUGAAUACCUGGCACCUCUUUAGUUCUCUUUGCUCUUUAGUCACUUCAUGCUUUUUUUCUUUACUCCUGAAAGCACUUGUUUCCCCCUUGUACUUUGUGUGUGUGUGUGUUUGUGUGCGUGCGUGUGUGCGUGUGUGUGUGUGUGUGUGUGUGUGUGUGUGUGUGUGCGUGUGCGUGUGCGUGUGUGCGUGUGCGUGUGUGUGUGUGUGUGUGUGUGCGUGUGCGUGUGCGUGUGUGUGUGAGCGAUAUUUAAGUUCCAAGCCAAUAACACAGAAGACAUUGCUCUUAUAUGAUCAGGAAAUCAGUCCACCACAGGCCACUGUUUAACUGUGAUUUUUCUGUCACUGCCUUAUCUGAAGACUAAUUUCAUGCACAAAGCUGCAUUCUUUGAAAGAGGGAAAAGAAAAUAUAUAAAUGUAUAAUGAUCCUGCAAACACAUAUCCCCACCACAUCUUUUAAUGUCAGGUCAACAUUUGGGCUAAAGAAUCUUGCCUUGAGAAACUAUGGCCACACAUAGACACAAAUGGCAUGAAAAAAGAGGAACCAUCUCUAUUUAUGUAGCCGUCUACAUCUGUAGCAUAAAAAGAAUCUCCAAACAUACACAACCAGUGCCUUUUUAAAUUAGGAAUAUGUGAGCUGUGAUUAUUUGUAUCAAAUAAUCGUGAUAACCGUAGCGUAGCGUAAAUACCCUGAAAAUCCAAAGAAGUUUCUUGUGGAACUGUUUUAGUAAAUAACGACAUGAGAUCUGCUUUGUUGGCCAAAAUCUUUUCCAUUGCUUUUAGAAUAUUUUCUAACAAGCACCUCUCCUUGUACUCUUGCAAUUCUCAUUGUCAAUACUCUCGUGUUUGCCAUACCUAAUAAACCAUAGCACAGAAAGUUAUGGAAACAAAUGAGACUAUCAGGUAUCAAUUAUGAAGGGAGGUUGUUUUUUUUUAGCCCACAUGCCAUUGUCACUGUGGCUAUUCAUAUCUGAAACCAUCAAUAGGAGGUGUGGGACUCCACAGGUUGAUGGGCACACCACCUCUCCAAUAGCGCACAUCUGUACACGUAUAAAUAAAAUAUUAAAGUGAACACUGCUGGCUCUGUGAUCUGUGAUACAGUUGGGGGAGAAGUGAACGUGAUCUUGUUUGCAUGGGAAUGAAUGAAUGGUUUUCUUCUUUUACACUACAUUUUAGUUUGGUUCUCCACUAUACUCUCCUCCUUUAAUUUCAUUUCAGUAUCAUUCUUUCUACACUUAUGUUGAACAUUAAGCAUGUAUUGCCAACACGCAGGAUUCCUCAAAUCACCAAGCUUUGCUCAUUUAUGUAGUUGUUUGGAUUUCAUCCCUCUCUGGCAGUGUAUUGACAGAUGUGUGCGUGAUAAGGUUUCUCUUAGUUCUUGCAGAGGGAAAGAAGUGUCCCUACAAGUCCAGCUCCAGCGCGCGCCAAUCAAAAACAUGCAAUCAAGAAUACAGCUGAGGAAAAGUUUUAGGCAUUCAGUCAUUCCAUUUUGUUGACGAAGUGUGAUUCUGCUCAUGAGACAGAAAAAUAAGGAAGAGGCAAAAAGUGUUUUAUUAGCACUUGUUAAAAGCAUCACAGCAAAAUAGCAUUGCCUAAUCACUCAUUUAAAUGGUGACAGCUCCACAUGUUUUCAUUAUAAAUUUUCUAGUAAAUUCAACCCGUAUGUGUUUUUAAUUACACUGGGACAAAAAAUAGACAGAGUUGUUUGAUUUUAAAUCUUUGUGUAGGUAUUUGUUUUAUGUUUAUGAAUGAGAUGUACUAUGUAUGUUUUGUGCACAUUACCCAUGUAUCAUUUAUCAACACAUGAUCGUAAUCUGUACACAUUUGCACAAAGCACUCAGUGUUUGUACAUAUGCAGUUAUUUUAUGUCACAUAUGAUUUUUUUAUACAUGUGCAUGUGUCAGAUUUUGCCAGAAAACAAUGAAAAGAGACACAUAUUAUCAAAUUGAUUCAAUGUGUGUCUAUUUGAGUAAGUGUGAGUGUAAUGGAUUUUAUUAUUCUUUUUUUCAGUAUGAGGGAAAUAAAUCUCAAAUCAGAAAAUA